Messenger RNA from Rotaria sp. Silwood1, 1407 nucleotides. The record is from the annotation of a GenBank genome assembly. NCBI's taxonomy places the organism in Eukaryota, Metazoa, Rotifera, Eurotatoria, Philodinida, Philodinidae.
AUGGCUGAUAUUAAUAACAUUGCUCGUAAUUCAACAACUAUCGAUUCGGUUUUAAUAUCACAAGAGUAUACAACUGAAAAAAUCACGAACUUAUUGAGAACAAAAAACAGUGAUUAUCGUGUUAUUGAUAAUGAAUCUGGUUUAUCUCAGGUAUGGACUUCAUUUGGUUUACCUGCAAAAACGAAUGAAUUAGGACAUGUGCACAUUAUAUAUGGUUUUGCAUCUUGUAAAGAAUGUAAAUUAACUUAUUCAUAUGAAUCUUCCAAAAUUGGAACGACACCCUUGCAACGACAUAUAUGUGCAAAUAAGAAAACAAGUUUGAUUUCGACGACAAGGCCCACAAAAAAACAACGCUCAUCGUCUUGUUCUUCAUCAUCUGCUUCAACAAUUAUUAAAAUAAACGAUACAGAUACAUUAUUUAAUUUUGGAAUUCAAAAGCAAAUCACCGGCACAACUAAAGAAAUUGAUACUUUGAAAACAUUAAUGGUGCAAUGGAUUUGUGGUUCAUUACGACCAGUAUCAAUUGUCGAAGAUCAAGGUUUUAUUAAACUGCUACAAUUUGCUGUUAAUUUAGGUUCAAAAUACAAUUCAUUCGAUAUAAAUUGUUUAUUAAGAAAACGUUCGGUUAUAACAAAUGAAAUUACUACAGUUGCACGACAACAUCGUGAAGCAUUAAAAGAACAAUUGACCGAACCUUAUUUAAAUCGUUCGUUAACGUUGAAAAAAAAGAAUAAAAAAGAAGCAAACGUACAACAUCAACAAGUCGUAGUCAAUAUUGAUGGCGAUGAUGAAGAAAAUGAAUUAAAUGAUGAAUCAAGUGAUAAUGCAGAUGAUGAUGAAUAUGCAUUUGAAAGUCCAGGAUUAAGUUACUUUCGUCAACGUUUAUUGUAUUUGUUGGAAAACAUGUUCGAUCUGGAUGACCGGCAUUACGCUGCUAUUUUUUUACAUCCUCGAUAUUAUAGUGCCAUGGAAUAUUGGACAAAAGAAGAAAAAAGUGCUACUAACAAAUUCAUCAAGAAACAAUUACAGAUGAUCAAAGAUGAGACAAAUGAAUAUUCGUCAAGUGCAACGGAAUCACGUGACAAAAAGCAAAAUUAUGGUUCAGAAGAAGAAGAUAAUCAGUAUGAUGAAUUGUUGAAUUAUCAUACAUUAAUGUUGAAAGAAAAAGGUCCAAAACAAGAUGAAAAUCCAUUGUUAUGGUGGAAAUCAAAUGAAACAAUAUUUCCAAUGUUAUCAUUGCUAGCUAGACGAAUAUUUAGUAUAUCGGUCACAUCGGCUAGUGUCGAAAGACAGUUUUCUCAAGCUGGUCUUGUCUAUUGUGAUCGAAGAUCACGUACAAAACCAAGUUUAUUGAAUGACAUGUUAUUAGUUCGUUCAAUGUACAAAAUGGGAAUAAAUGAUGUGUAA